This is a messenger RNA of Nematocida parisii ERTm1, 1298 nucleotides long. RefSeq lists its product as uncharacterized. Bases 1 to 1245 code for a protein of 414 amino acids. Gene Ontology annotation, biological process: maturation of SSU-rRNA from tricistronic rRNA transcript (SSU-rRNA, 5.8S rRNA, LSU-rRNA). Gene Ontology annotation, cellular component: nucleolus; 90S preribosome; small-subunit processome. The record is from RefSeq and is a predicted model, not a curated record. Lineage: Eukaryota; Fungi; Microsporidia. Gene Ontology annotation, molecular function: protein binding. The transcript has a single exon.
AUGACACUGAAGAAGCAGAAGCAAGAAAUCCAGCAGGGGAGAGAGAUAAAAUUAUUAUAUGAUAAGAACAAGAGCAAGUACGGGAUACUUGAUACGACCAAGACGGGUGUGAUUAUAUCUGAUGGUGUAGUUACGACUGAUGAAAUAAUGGCAUCUGUGGAUAUAGGCAGUAAAGAGCGUGUGUAUAAGUUACGGAUGGGUGAUGGUCCGUAUACUGUUAGGUAUUCUAUAAGUGGUGAUACUGUUAUGUAUAUGGGCCAGGAGGGGGUUACGUCCAUAAAUACGAUCGGGUUAUCAAUAAAUGCGGAGCGGUCUCUUAGUGAUAAGGUGUAUGACGGCACGUUCCUUCACAGUGGUUCAUUUUAUGCGCUUGCUCAGUCGCAGGCUGUGUACGUAUAUGAUAAAAUGGGUGUGGAAUUGCAUGUUAUAAGAGGUGCCCGUGGUGUUCGCAGCUUAAAGUUCUUACAGGACCACUUCCUGCUUGCGACUGUUUCUGAUAAUGGGUACUUACGGUAUCAAGACACCACGAUCGGGAAGUGCGUAUCUGAGAUAAAAACCAAGGAGCGGGAUUCUUCAUUAGAAGCCGACCGGACAAAUGGGGUUGUAUACUUAACUGGUCAAUCCGGGACUGUUUCAUUAUGGUCACCUCGGUCGCCGGAGUAUUUAUCGAAGGUUCUAUGCCACCGAUCGAGAGUACGCCACUGUAAAGUAUCUGAUGAUGGGUGCAUGCUGUAUACUGGGUCCAAGAACGAGGUUAAGACGUGGGACAUACGGAACAUGUUCAAGCCCAUUCAAGAGAUGACUCUGCCCGGGCUAGUCCGGGAGAUGAGCAUAAGCCAGACGGGCAAGCUUGCGGUGAGUCAGCGAUCGGGUGUUAUAGUGUACAAUAAGCACUUACACCCAGAAGUACAGCACAGUAUGGGGCGUGAUACUGCCCACUCACUUACGUUCAUGCCGUAUGAGGACAUUUUAACGAUCGGGAGCACUUCGGGUGUAGAGAAUAUUAUUGUACCCGGGUCUGGCAGGACGGUGUACCGGCGGCAUGAGAACCCGAACCUGUCCCGGAAGGAGAAGAGGAAUUCAGAAGUCAGAAGGAUCCUUGAGAAGAUCCCUGCUGAUUUAAUAUCCUUAGAGAACGAUAUUGGCUCAGAGGCCAAGGACUUAUUUGAAGAGGAGAUCGUGCCGAUGAAGCAUGAAACCCCAGCAGGCAAAGUAAGGAGACUUAUGAAGUUAAACUACGGCUGAUGCGCAGAACAUAAUAGCAAUAGAGUAAUAAAUAAUAAAUAAUAGCAAUAGAG